Lineus longissimus is the source of this 3865-nucleotide messenger RNA. RefSeq names its product sodium/calcium exchanger 1-like. Gene Ontology annotation, molecular function: calcium:sodium antiporter activity. NCBI's taxonomy places the organism in Eukaryota, Metazoa, Nemertea, Pilidiophora, Heteronemertea, Lineidae. Bases 165 to 2633 code for a protein of 822 amino acids. The record is from RefSeq and is a predicted model, not a curated record. Gene Ontology annotation, cellular component: postsynapse; axon; sarcolemma. The transcript has 12 exons. Gene Ontology annotation, biological process: sodium ion transmembrane transport; cell communication; calcium ion import across plasma membrane.
GCAUGUUUACUGGUUCCACUGUAUUCACUUUCUCUUGGAGUGCCUAAUCCUUUGGCUUUCAACAGCUUGGCCCUCGUACCUGGAUUACCAUAUUCGCAACUAGAGCGGUGAUGUACAAUAGAUAUGUCAUAUGAAUUAGGAUACUUGCGUCACAAUCAGUAACAAUGUCAGGCCAAGCAACAUCCCCAAUUACAGCUUGCGUAGCCGGGCCCCAAUCGAAAUGUUAUGAAGACGGAAUCUUUUUGCCUUUCUUCCAACAUGAUUCUGGCUACUGGCAAGGAUGGGCUGCCGCCUAUUUUCUCAUGUUGAUAUGGUUUUUCCUCGGGAUUGCCAUGUUGACCGACACCUUCAUGUCGGCCAUUGAAGCGAUCACGAGCGCGAAGCGCACCAUCCGUAUACACAGCCACAAGAAGAAAAACAAAUAUAAAACCAUGGAAGUGAAAUUCUGGAACGAAACUGUGGCAACGUUACUUCUCGGGGCCAACUGUCCUGUCAUCAUGAUUGGCAUCGUUGAGUUAGUUGGAAGUGAAUUCAAAGCUGGAUUUAUCAACCCCGGGACAGUUCUGGGGUCGUCUGCUUUCAACUUAUUUUUCGUCAGCGCCAUUUGUAUCAGCCUCGUUCCCAACUUGGACACAAAGAGGAUACGACAGUUUGACGUUUUUUGGGUCGCCAUCUUUUUUUCGCUAUGGGCUUUUGUCUGGGCUAUUCUGGUUGUCAUGGUUGUGACCCCUGAUUACGUUGACCUUUGGGAGGCCAUAUUGACACUGAUUAUGUUCACGGUGUUUGUUCUCAUCGCCUUUAUUGUUGACAAGGAAUAUUUCAAGGAGAGGACAGACGUUGAGAAAUGGGCACUUUUGGAUCAGGAUUGUGCGGGUCUAACUGUGGAUGAAAGUGGUAAUGUCGACUCAGAGGCUGUCCGGAGAUUCCUCAAGGAACUAGGCCGACAACCCAAGAUAUCAGAGGAGGACAUGGCAAAACUAGCCACAACCUUCGCAGUGGAAAACAAAUCACACAGUCACUUCUGGUACCGUGUCCAGGCGUCCCGGAAUAUAGGGGGCGCUCCUGACCUAUCGCCACUGCUAAAUGAUACACUGCUGAAGUUUUAUACAAAAGUAAAGAACAGGUGCGCUGAGAUGGGGUCCAUGGGUUCCAUGACGUCAGAUGUCUUCGACCUUGACAGCACCGAUGACGGCGACUUAGCUGUAAUAGAAUUUGCCGCCACCAGUGUCGCUGUGGUAGAGAUGGAUAAGCGGGUGCACAUCAGUGUGAAGCGAUACGGCAGAACGGAUAACCGGGUCAUUUUUAAGUUCGAGACGUUUGACGGGACAGCAGAGGCUGGUAACGAUUACGUGGAGAAGAAGGAGACUGUGGUAUUUGAGCGAGAAGAGACGCACAAGAUCAUCGACAUAGACAUCGUGGACGACAACGAAUCGGAACCGAACGAGAUCUUCUUCGCUAAGGUCUCCAUAGAUCCUGAGGCCAGUGACGGGACGGCGAUUCUUGGACGUCACUCUGUUUGCCAGAUCAUCAUUAUCGAUGAUGAUGCUGCCGGUGUCCUUGAAAUCGAGAAACCGAGCUACCUCUUCAAAGAAAGUGCACGAAAGGCCAGCAUCCCCGUUGCAAGGCGAAACGGAGCAGACGGUAAAGUCGGCAUAAAAUGGCGGACUGUUGACAUCACUGCUAUUUCCGGUCGAGAUUUUCUUGGCGGAAGUGGCGACUUGGUAUUUGAGCAUGGAGAGGUGAUGAAGAUGAUUGAAAUUCCCAUAGUGGAUUCACAGGACCCAGACAGAGAAGACAACUUUAAAGUUGCAAUAUCUGCACCAACAGGCGGCGCCACCCUGGGAGCAAGUAACUGCACUAUUGUGUCACUUGUCAGAGAUGACGAGUUUGACAGCUUGGUGAGCCGGCUGGUCGCCUCCACGAAUGUCCAAGUGGACGACCACAGGCCGCACGCGGCAAACUGGGCCGACCAAUUCAAGCGGGCGAUGGACGUCGGCGGGGACGUUAGGAAUGCUAACGGACUGGACUACACGUUACACUUCUUUACAUUUGGCUGGAAGGUUCUGUUUGCCUUCCUUCCACCGCCCUCUAUCGGCAAUGGCUGGUUGACCUUCACCUUUAGUUUGACCUUGAUAGGCGUGCUCAGCGUGUUCGUCGUUGACCUUGCCAAGAUAUUCGGGUGUUUGGCGGGAUGUCGUGACACCGUGACCGCUAUUACACUCAUUGCCGUAGGCAUUGGCUUGAGUGACCUCGUUGCCUGUUGCAGAUCUGCCAGACGCGAGAGAUUUGCUGACGCAGCACUUAUCGGCAUCACGGCGAACUGCGGCAUAAAUGUCUUCCUUGGCUUGGGAAUACCUUGGUUUGUUGGUGCCAUCUAUUGGAGCACAAAGGGUUCUGCCUACAUGGUUCCAGCGCUAACCUUCGACAUAGGCUACAUUAUCUUUGUGGUGUUUACAGUUUUCUGGACGGCUGCCAUGGUAAUGAGGAGAUUCAUUCCCGCCUUCGGGAGUGGAGAGCUCGGCGGAAAGGUCAUCCCGAAGUCACUGAGUACUGUCUUCCUGUUGGUUCUCUGGCUUGUUUUUGUACUUCUGACGUCACUUGGAGCUUACAAAUACAUAGCGAGCCCAGUGUAGGAAAAAAAACAUUACUUUGCAUUACCUUGAGCAAGUUAGUUUAAAUACACGUUGCACAGAGUUGUUCCCAUAUCCUCUCGAUGACCUACUCUAAGCGAUGACCACGUGUUUUAUAGCGAUCGGCUAAAGUAGAACAUGUAGAAAGUGUGAAGAGAGAAACAAGUAGGAAAAAAGUACAGAAAAACGCGGAACUUCAGACAAUCUGAAAACCUCUACCUUACUUUCAGCAGUCCCCGAUAUGUAGCAGCUAAAUUUGCUUCGCAGCUUCAAAAUUGGCACAAUCAGAUCAUCCUCCAGCAAAAGGUUUUCAGAAAAAAUCCUGCUGAACACUCUACCUCUCAUAGAACGCAAAAAGUUUCCUUAAAUUUAAUGACGUCAUUAAUACGAGAGCCAAUCAGUCGCCUGAAGUAGGGUUGUACGAUAAUUCCCAUCUCGUGAUCGGUACGAACCUUGUAUUCACUAUUUAGCCGGUUUGGGCCCGUCUGCUACAGAGGCUUAUUGUAAGUAAGAUAAGCCCCUUGUACAGUCGCCCCUAAACCAGUAAAAUUGCGUCGACGUCGUUUAUAACAAUGGUACGAAAAGCAAAUUACUGAAUCCAACGCGCAAGAAAACGAUGGGUACAAUAUAAUUGGAACCAUUUAGAGACAGUGAUUUUCACAGAUUUUAGAUUUUCACACUCUGUUUCGAUUUUGUUCUCUGGGGUUGAAUUUAUCAUUGAUGAAAAUGAAAUUCGCACAUCAAACUUUCAACAUCCAUACAAUGUAUACAUCUUUGACGCAUUCCAGGGCUGGGUUGUUCAAAAGGACACAAUUCACGUUAUCCCUAACGGUCACGUUAAGUAUACUUAUAGACGUUAUCUCUUUCAGUUAAACCCAUUAAAAUGUUCACGUUAAGACUUAACAUUUCAGUUAAACCUAACGUUGUUUUGAACAACUCAGCCCAGGGCUUUGACUUAACUAUACUAACUAGUACAUCAAAUUGAAGUAACGACAUAUAAUUUUUUAUAUAUAAUUUAUAAUUUAUAAUUUAUUCAAACUGAUACAUAGGCCACCGGCCCUUUACAGCAUAAUAAACAAUGUAACCGGCAUGAUAUAUACAAUAAUGAUGCAAUACAUGUAUUUCAUAGAUAAGUACUGACAUAGGCUAUUUUAUUAGAGUAAACUAGGCAUCCCGCCUUCGUUUCUUAGCUUUUAAUAGGAACAUAGAUAUAUUGCGUAAGACGUCAUAGCGUU